Molecule: messenger RNA, 2373 nt
Organism: Lagopus leucura (white-tailed ptarmigan)
Lineage: Eukaryota; Metazoa; Chordata; Aves; Galliformes; Phasianidae
Gene: SYK
Product: spleen associated tyrosine kinase
Exons: 14
Coding region: 174-2084 (636 amino acids)
Biological process (GO): cell surface receptor protein tyrosine kinase signaling pathway; adaptive immune response; neutrophil activation involved in immune response
Cellular component (GO): cytoplasm; extrinsic component of cytoplasmic side of plasma membrane
Molecular function (GO): non-membrane spanning protein tyrosine kinase activity; ATP binding; signaling receptor binding
Source: RefSeq, a predicted model, not a curated record
GCUCCCGCAACGCCUAGCUGGGGUACAGCUCCACUCUUGGCGGAGCCGCGCCGCCCCGCUUGCUCCGGAGAGCGGCAGGAGCCGCCGGUGGGCGGCAGUAGGCAGUGAGCGGAGGAGCCUUGGCAGUGGCAUUAAACAUUAACUGACUACUUGGAAAGAAAAAAAAAAUAAUCAUGGCUUCCAACAUGGGUAGCCCUGCUAACCAUCUGCCAUACUUCUUUGGCAAUAUUACACGUGAGGAAGCUGAGGAGUAUCUGAUGCAAGGAGGAAUGAGUGAUGGACUAUACCUGCUUCGCCAAAGCCGGAAUUACCUAGGGGGCUUUGCCUUAUCCUUGGCCUAUGGAAGGAAGGUUCAUCAUUACACAAUUGAGAGGGAGUUGAGUGGGACGUAUGCUAUUGCAGGAGGCAAAUCACAUGCAAGUCCUGCUGAACUCAUUAACUAUCAUUCAGAGGAAGCAGAUGGCCUUAUCUGUCUACUGAGAAGAUCUUUCAAUCGACCACCAGGCGUUGAGCCCAAAACAGGGCCUUUUGAAGAUUUAAAAGAGAACCUCAUCAGAGAGUAUGUCAAACAAACAUGGAAUCUGCAGGGUCAUGCUCUUGAACAAGCUAUCAUUAGCCAAAAACCUCAGCUGGAGAAACUGAUUGCCACUACAGCCCAUGAGAAGAUGCCUUGGUUCCAUGGGAGGAUCACUCGGGAGGAGUCAGAGCAGCGUAUCCUCACUGGAUCAAGAAACAAUGGAAAAUUUUUAAUCCGAGAAAGGGACAGCAAUGGUUCCUAUGCCCUGUGUCUGCUGAAUGAUGGAAAAGUACUGCAUUAUCGUAUUGACAGAGAUAAGACAGGAAAGCUCUCCAUACCAGAUGGAAAAAGAUUUGACACCCUCUGGCAGUUAGUUGAGCAUUAUUCAUACAAACCGGACGGAUUAUUAAGGGUUCUGUCCAUUCCCUGUCCACGGCAUGGCUCAGAAAGUGAUAACUCUUCUUUUGACACUCGUCCUCUUCCUGGAACCCCUUCUAAGAGUUGGGCAAGAGGUGGAAUUAUCUCAAGAAUCAAAUCGUACACCUUUCCAAAGGCUGGCAGCAAAAAGCUCCAGACACCUAUUGGUCCCCCAUCUGAUGACCAAACACCUUUUAAUCCUUAUGUACUACAAAGGGCAAGAGGUCUAAUAGAAGCAGAGAAAGGUGAUCAGAGAGAGGCCUUACCCAUGGACACUGAGGUUUAUGAAAGUCCGUAUGCUGACCCAGAUGAAAUUAAACCAAAAAAUGUCACUCUUGAUAGGAAAUUGUUAACCCUAGAGGAAGGAGAGCUUGGCUCUGGCAACUUUGGUACUGUAAAGAAAGGGUUCUAUAAGAUGAAGAAGGGGGCCAAGCCAGUGGCUGUAAAAAUUCUUAAGAAUGAGAGUAAUGAUCCGGCCAUAAAGGAUGAGUUACUGAGAGAAGCAAAUGUAAUGCAGCAACUGGACAACCCAUAUAUAGUCCGAAUGAUAGGUAUAUGUGAAGCAGAGGCCUGGAUGUUAGUAAUGGAAAUGGCUGAACUUGGGCCACUGAACAAGUUUUUGCAAAAAAAUAGGCACAUCACAGAAAAGAAUAUAACAGAACUUGUACAUCAGGUUUCCAUGGGGAUGAAAUAUCUGGAGGAGAAUAACUUUGUACAUAGGGAUCUGGCUGCAAGGAAUGUGCUAUUAGUCACCCAGCAUUAUGCCAAAAUCAGUGACUUUGGACUAUCUAAGGCUCUUAGUGCUGAUGAAAAUUAUUACAAGGCACAAAGUCACGGAAAAUGGCCAGUCAAGUGGUAUGCUCCAGAAUGCAUGAAUUUCUACAAGUUUUCUAGCAAAAGUGAUGUCUGGAGCUUUGGAGUUUUAAUGUGGGAAGCAUUCUCUUAUGGGCAAAAGCCCUAUAAAGGAAUGAAAGGCGGCGAAGUUGCACAGAUGAUUGAAAGAGGAGAACGAAUGGAACGUCCUGAAGCCUGUCCAGUGGAAGUCUAUGACUUAAUGAAAUUAUGUUGGACGUACAAUGUUGAUGACCGACCAGGAUUCGUUUCCGUGGAGUUGCGAUUACGGAACUACUAUUACGACAUUGCCCACUAGCCACGUGAGCAGCAGCUUGCCUUUCUUCAGCAGAGAGAAGCAGUUCAGAUUCUGAAACUAAGUGACCUAUUUUUGUACUGUCACCCUCACCAUAUACAGUUGAGAGCUAAGCUCUGUUUGUGAGGUUGCCUUUUUUUUUUUUUUUUUUUGGCUUUUUUGCAGAAUGUCAAGCUCCAAAGUAGAGCAGCACAACAUAAGUGCAGAUGCAUAGACUUCCAUUACGUUCCAUUUUAUUUACAGGUUUAUUGUCUUUACAUUCUUCUGUCAUGUAAAACCUAUUUAAAGUCUU